UUUUAAAAAAUAAGAUGGUGGCAAAAAUUCUUAAUUGUAACCGCUGCUCUCCUUUAGCCAAAUAACGUUUUUUUAGUAGAUUUAUGGAAAUUUCUAAUCUAGCAUCGUUAACUGGCUAUGAGCAAUUAUCAAAGAAUGUUAAUGGAGAAGCAGAUACUCAAAAAAUUGAAGAGGUUUCUGGUGAAAAGCAUCCAUAUAUGUUAAAACCAGGAGUUGUUCAACCUCCAAUUAAACUAGAGCACCCAAAUAAAGGGAGAUCAACUAAUCAAUUAAACUAUCUGCUCAAGCAGAUAAUGCCUGCAGUAUGGAAGCAUCAUUUUUCUUGGCCCUUUCAAAAACCUGUAGAUGCAGUUUCUCUAAAUUUACCUGAUUAUCAUAAAAUUAUAAAACAUCCAAUGGAUUUAGGCACCAUUAAAAAAAGAUUAGAAAAUCAUUAUUAUUAUUCAUCAAAAGAAUGCAUUAAUGAUUUUAAUACUGUAUUUACCAAUUGUUAUGUAUAUAAUAAACCUGGCGAAGAUGUUGUUUUAAUGGCACAAGCUGUAGAAAAAACAUUUCAAGCUAAAAUGACACAAAUCCCUUCAGAGGAAAUUGAAAUAUCAGUAUCAAAUAAAGGAAAAAGCAAAGGUAAAAGAGGCAAGUCAGUAAAAGGGUUUAACAACCAAAUAAUGAUUGAAAAAAAUCAUGCAACAAAAAAUUCUGAUAUCUUAAGUGGCGAUGAUGAAAGCAAUGAUGAUUCAUUAUCACACAUUAACAAUCUGAUAAUUUCUACAGAUUUAUCACCUGUAAAUCAAUUUCCCACACCAGAUAAUCAAAUAGAAUUGCCUCAUUCAUUAUCACUUGAAGAAGUGUCUUUAGUUACUUGUUCUAUAAUAAUAACAUCAUCAAGUAUAUCCCAGGCAUCUUUAAGCAAUCAUAUCGGUAGCAUCAAUAAUAUGGGAAAUAUUUCCACUAUUUCUACAAAUUCUUUUGUAAAAACAUUUCCACAUUCUACAUUAUCUACUUUUAGAGGAUUGAUAAAACCACAUAAUAAUCUUUCAAAUUUAGAUGCACAAAUUCUUAACAUAACUGGGAAUUCUAAUAUAAAUAAAUUCACAUAUUCAGUGCCACACAAACAAGUGAAACGCGGAAUUAAACGCCAAGCAGACACUACUACGCCUAACGCCAUAACCAAUCUCGACGUACAGUUGAGUGAUUCGACUGAGCCUAGCCUGAAAAUUAAUCAAAUGAUGUCCCAUGACCUUUCAGAAUCUGGUUCCAUCAAUUUUAACAAUAGCCGGAGAGAGAGUGGGCGGCCUAUUAAAAAGCCUACCAAAGAUUUACCAGAUUCUCAACAACACUUGAAGAAAAUAGACCGAUUUUCAUUACCUGUUCAAAUGAAAUAUUGCACUGAUUUAAUCAAAGAACUCUUCUCAAAAAAACAUCACGCAUAUGCCUGGCCGUUCUACACUCCCGUAAAUGUUUUGGAGUUAAACCUACCAGAUUAUCACGACAUAAUUAAGAAACCCAUGGACCUGGGGACUGUUAAAAAACGUGUUGAAGCUAAGGAAUACAAGAAUCCGAUCGAUUUUGCCACCGAAGUUCGCUUGAUAUUCACGAAUUGUUACAAAUAUAACCCUCCCGAUCAUGACGUCGUGGCCAUGGCAAAAAAGUUGCAGGACGUUUUCGAGAUGCGUUAUGCCAAGAUACCAGAGGAGCCUGCUUUCAACGCAAUGGACGCGGAGGAUGGCUUUACCCCCAGCGUUUACUACAACAUUAAUCGAAGUGCUGGGAGCGCAUCUCCUAGCUCGCCUCCGCGCUCACGUCCACGAACCCCAUCACCUGCCUCUUCAUCUACGUCAUCAUCUUCGAAUUUCAGUGCAGCGGAGAAGCAAAAGCAUCUGGCUGUCCUACAGGCACAGCUACGUAGCAUACACGAACAAUUAGCCACUCUCACAGCUAAAGCCACCUCCAAACACAAGAAAAAAAAGAAAAAAAACAAGGACAAAAGUGGAAGCAAUGAUAAAGACCCUGCUCGAUUCCAGAACCCUUCUGAUACAUCGGCUCCCUACCCUUCUCUCUCUAAUAGCACACUUACCAUAUCAGCAGCUUUACAUACGAAGAAAACUUCGAAAAGCUCCACCGUUGAAGGGGAUCACAAGAUACCGCUCGGCUCUCACCCAUCUCUGCUGGUGGAUCUUCAGCACGAAACACCUAUCUCUUCCCACAAGACUUUGCCAGAUAUUCAACCUCACGACAUUCUUCUAGAUCACACAACUAGUAACUCUCGCAAACGCAGCGGUAGUGGUUCUAAAAAAAUUAACACUGGUGGCAGUAGCAAAAGACAAGCUUUACCCGCUUCCACUUCUGGAUUUACUUCUACUAAAAAAUCCGCCUCUACUUUCUCCUCUUCUAACUCCAAAGUAAGUGCUGGGACUAGUAGGAAGGCCUCGGCAUCGGUCAUCAAGAAGGAGUCACUGAGGGAAAAUUUAUCUACUGCACCUUUGGUAGAGGAAACCAUACCAAUUCCCGUCAAACAAAAAUACAAUUCGUCUUCCGCCAUCGUGCUUGCUCCCACAAAUGCACCCGCACCCAUUGCAGCUCCCAUUUUAUCUCAAACCUUUACUGCUACCACUCUGGCUCAUUCUGCCGACGUUAAUGUGGCUCCCACAAAUGGUCCCAUUGCCCGUUCCAAGUCUUUACAACCACGCAAGAAAGGUGCAAAUAUCAAGCGGGGCCCUUUGUUGGAUGAAGCAUCUCAUGUGACUCCCUUGCCCACCUCCGCGAACAGCUCAUUUAUGCCGCCACCAUUGUACGACAGUGACGAUGAAGAUAAUGCCAAGCCUAUGUCAUACGACGAGAAGCGUCAACUCAGUUUGGACAUUAACAAAUUACCAGGUGACAAGCUGGGAAGGGUUGUUCACAUCAUACAAUCGAGAGAGCCUUCCCUUCGAGAUUCAAACCCGGACGAGAUAGAAAUAGAUUUUGAAACACUCAAACCAUCUACACUUAGGGAGUUGGAGGCUUACGUUGGGUCAUGUUUGCGAAAAAGAACGCGAAAACCUUAUUCUAAAAAAAUCGCACAAAAAUCCAAGGACGAGAUCGUAAAGGAACGUCGAGAAGAACUGGAGCGACGUCUGAUGGACGUAAGCGGGGCUCUUGGAACCGCUCCUUCCAACAUCCUCUCUCCCGCUUUCUCUUCAACAACGUACUCGGCCCUUCCUCCCGUCUCCGCAACGCUUUUAGGCCCCACAAAUUACAUGCCCUCCUCUCAAACGACUGCCGUCAUUUCCACAUCGUCACUUUCCUCAACAACGACUACUAAAGUUCAUAUCUCUAAUCCACCUCUUGUCUCCACAACACCCAUUAAUCUCUUUGCCAACUCCAAUGCUGUGUUAAAUACAAGUUCCAUUGACCUCAAGAAGGAUAUAAUGAUACAAACUGCUCCUAACCUUGUUAGCCAAGAAACUCUUUCCCUACCAACAGUUACCACAGUUAUGACAAGUGGUCGGAGUCGGUUGAGUGCCAGUAGCAGCAGUAGUUCUAGCGCUGGCUCCAGCUCCACCACCGACUCUUCCUCUGACUCCACGUCUUCCCCUGCCUCCGACAAUGACCAUGACGCCCCCCGCAAUCAUCCUCCAGAUAAAAGAAAAUCCAAAAAGGAUAAACAAAAUAAGACUUUACAUGACCAGGAAAUCUUGAAUAAUCCCGACGUGUCACUCAACCUUUCUUCGGUGGUUUAUAAAUCUACAGUUGCACUGCACAUUACCGAAACUCAAUCUCAGAACUCAUUUUCUAUAGCUUUUUCCAAUGCCACACUUGCUUCAACGAAAAACACAACACCACCCUUUUCCCAAACUCUCAACAUCUCUACCCCUUCUGUCGAUCCGCCUUCUAUCGCGACCACAAAAAACUUCGAUAAAAACGAGACCACUUUUCCGCUCGUUUCGGAGCACAAUGGGCUAGCCGACAUUUCCGCUCGCAUAGGCCUGAACAAAAUUAUACCAGCCAUGCCUCGCACCACUAACUCCCUCAAUUCCACUGAUGCCAAAAACAUAGUCACAACCAUUUUUAACCUUGUCGUUAGUGCUCCUAUCUCCAGCUUGAGUCCUUUAUCGAUGAUUUACACUUCCGAUACCAGCUCCGGCACCAAAAUUAAAGACUUCGUUCACAACAGCUUUGAAGCAUUUAGAAAACAAGCCCUGGAAAAGGAAGAGAGGCAAAAGCAGUUAAAGGAACAGGAGGAGAAAAACAAACAAGUUGAAAAAAAUAGCAUGGAAAAACUAAAAAAGAAUGAGUCCGAACAUGCCGUUUCUCCCAAUAUACCCCAUUAUUCCGUAAUUUCUAACGGCACUACUGCAGCCUCAGCAUACUUUAUCAGUCCUUCCUCUAUUCCGGGAGAUCUGCCGCCUUCCUUCAAAAAAGCUAUCCUUCCCCCUACAGCCAGCCAUUUACCUGACCUCCCUAACUCAGCUUCACCUGAUUUGGCCCGAGAACGCCAGAGGCUGAAGGAGAUGGAAAAACGGCGGAGGGAAAUGAAUGCCGGAUUAAUCGAUAUCAAUAGACAGAGCGACAUCAUGUCAUCCUUCGAAAAGAUGUUAUAAUGCAGAAAUUUGAAAUUGAAAAAUUCAAUCAUUAUUUUAAAAUCGUUAUGGGGUUUUUAAAUGUUUAUUAAAAAAUGUUAUUUAAAAACACAACUAAUUGUUAAACAUAUUUGUCGUUAUCAUUCAUAUAUGAAAAUCUCUUAUUUUAUUAUUUUAUUUACAGUUUUUUGCCCAUUAUACGUAAUUUUAUGAAAAUUUACAUUUAUUUAUUGCCGUAUAAUCUAGAUCUUAUUAUUGAAAU
Molecule: messenger RNA, 4821 nt
Organism: Gordionus sp. m RMFG-2023
Lineage: Eukaryota; Metazoa; Nematomorpha; Gordioida; Chordodea; Parachordodidae
Product: bromodomain-containing protein 4A-like
Exons: 24
Coding region: 84-4580 (1498 amino acids)
Biological process (GO): chromatin remodeling; regulation of DNA-templated transcription
Cellular component (GO): nucleus; chromatin
Source: RefSeq, a predicted model, not a curated record